Molecule: messenger RNA, 975 nt
Organism: Blumeria graminis f. sp. triticale
Lineage: Eukaryota; Fungi; Ascomycota; Leotiomycetes; Helotiales; Erysiphaceae
Source: the annotation of a GenBank genome assembly
AUGGCAUCGCCUGCCGCAUCUACCGGCUCAACGAAAAUUGACGCCGCCAUAAAAAAGGUAGCUCCGGACACACCAGAAAAACUCAGCGGCGUCGCUCUAUAUUCGAGAUUUGCUCUAGCAGGCGCCGUAUGCUGCUCCAUUACUCAUGGAGGUCUAACGCCUGUUGAUGUGGUAAAAACUCGAAUACAGCUUGAUCCUGCAACUUACAACAAAGGACUUAUCGGAGGAUUCCGUCAGGUCAUAGCAAAGGAGGGUGCGGGCGCUUUAUUAACUGGAGCUGGACCAACAUUCGCUGGUUACUUCCUACAAGGCGCAUUUAAAUUUGGAGGCUACGAACUUUUUAAACAACAAUUCAUAAAUUAUCUAGGAUAUGAGACGGCCUCAGCAAACCGCACAGCUGUGUACCUUGCAUCUUCAGCCACUGCUGAAUUCUUUGCUGAUAUUGCUUUGUGUCCUCUCGAGGCUACUCGAAUCCGGCUUGUAUCAGACCCAAAUUAUGCAAGCGGUCUUAUAAGCGGGUUCAGCAAAAUGCUAAAGAACGAAGGUAUCGGUGCUUUCUAUGCAGGAUUUGGCCCUAUUUUGUUCAAGCAGGUUCCAUAUACAAUGGCCAAGUUUGUCGUUUAUGAGAAGGUUGCCGAAGCCAUAUACCAAAAAGUUGAUAAGAGUACCACUUCAAAUGGAAUGCAAACCACCAUCAACCUUGGAUCAGGUCUUAUCGCUGGUUUUGCCGCAGCGCUUGUCUCUCAACCUGCUGACACAAUGCUGAGCAAGAUCAACAAGACAAAAGGACUCCCUGGAGAGGGAACUACUAGCCGUCUUAUCAAAAUUGCGAAGGAACUUGGGCUUAAGGGCUCAUACACUGGAAUUGGCGCACGUUUGUUCAUGGUUGGGACGUUGACUGCUGGUCAAUUUGCCAUAUACGGCGAUGUUAAAAAGGCUCUCGGUGCGACUGGUGGUGUGGAGAUUUCAAAGUAA